Molecule: messenger RNA, 2058 nt
Organism: Trichoderma aggressivum f. europaeum
Lineage: Eukaryota; Fungi; Ascomycota; Sordariomycetes; Hypocreales; Hypocreaceae
Exons: 6
Coding region: 1-2058 (685 amino acids)
Biological process (GO): pentose-phosphate shunt
Cellular component (GO): cytosol; nucleus
Molecular function (GO): transketolase activity
Source: RefSeq, a predicted model, not a curated record
AUGGGCUACACAGAGGUUGACCAGAAGGCCAUCAACACCAUCCGCCUGCUCGCGGUUGAUGCGACCUUCAAGAGCAACUCGGGACAUCCCGGUGCCCCCAUGGGCAUGGCUCCCAUUGCACACGUUCUCUGGGACAAGUUCCUGAGGUUCAACCCCAAGAACCCCGAUUGGCUGAACCGUGACCGAUUUGUUCUCUCCAACGGCCACGGCUGCAUGCUCCAGUAUGCUCUGCUUCACCUGUUCGGCUACGCCCUGACCAUCGAUGACCUGAAGGCCUUCCGAACUGUUGACAGCAUCACCCCUGGCCAUCCCGAGGCUCACGAUACUCCCGGUAUCGAGGUUACCACCGGCCCUCUGGGUCAGGGUAUCUGCAAUGCUGUUGGUCUGGCCAUGGCCCAGGCUCACACUGCCGCUACCUUCAACAAGCCCGGCUUCAACCUGGUUGACAACUACACCUACUGCUUCCUCGGUGAUGGCUGCUUGAUGGAGGGUGUCUCUGGCGAGGCCUCUUCCCUGGCUGGCCACCUCCAGCUCGGCAACCUCAUCUGCAUCUACGAUGACAACCACAUCUCCAUUGACGGUGACACCAACGUUGCCUUCACCGAGGAUGUUGCCAAGCGCUACGAGGCCUACGGCUGGCACGUCGAGGUCGUCGAUAACGGCGACCACGACCUCGAGGCCAUGGAGGCCGCCAUCAAGAAGUGCCAGGCCGUCAAGGACAAGCCUUCAAUCAUCAAGCUGCGAACCACCAUCGGUUUCGGCUCCCUCCAGGAGGGCACCCACGGUGUCCACGGCUCCCCCCUCAAGACCGACGACAUCAAGCAGCUCAAGACCAAGUUCGGCUUCAACCCCGAGGAGAGCUUCGUCGUCCCCAAGGAGGUCGCCGAGCUCUACGGCAGACACUCCUCUGAGGGUGCCGCCAAGGAGGAGGAGUGGAACAAACUGUUCGCUCAGUACGCUGAGAAGUACCCCGCCGAGCACGCUGACCUCACUCGCCGCCUGAAGGGCGAGCUGCCCGAGGGCUGGGAGAAGAGCCUGCCCGUCUACAGCACCAGCGACGCUGCCAUUGCCAGCCGAAAGCUGUCCGAGACCGUCCUCAGCAAGGUCCAGACCAUCCUCCCCGAGCUUCAGGGUGGCUCUGCCGAUCUGACUGGCUCCAAUCUGACCCGCUGGAAGGAGGCCGUCGACUUCCAGCCCCCUGCCACCGGCCUCGGCGACUACUCCGGACGAUACAUCCGAUACGGUGUCCGCGAGCACGGUAUGGGCGCCAUCAUGAACGGUCUGGCCGCCUACGGAACCAUCAUCCCCUAUGGUGGUACUUUCCUCAACUUCGUCUCCUACGCUGCCGGUGCCGUCCGUCUGUCCGCCCUGUCCCGCGUCCGAGUCAUCUGGGUCGCCACCCACGACUCCAUCGGUCUGGGCGAGGACGGUCCUACUCACCAGCCUAUCGAGACUCUGGCUCACUUCCGUGCCCUCCCCAACUGCAUGGUGUGGCGCCCCGCUGACGGCAACGAGACCAGCGCUGCCUACUACAUUGCCCUGACCUCCAAGCACACCCCCAGCAUCAUUGCCCUGUCUCGUCAGAACCUGCCCCAGCUCGAGGGCUCCAUCAUCGAGAAGGCCAUCAAGGGUGGAUACGUCCUGCAGGAGGUCGAGGGUGCCCAGAUCACCCUGGUCUCUACCGGUUCCGAGGUUUCCAUUGUCGUGGAUGCCGCCAAGGUUCUCUUGGAGAAGCACAACGUCAAGGCUCGCAUCGUCUCUAUCCCUUGCUUCGAGGUGUUCGAUGCCCAGUCCAAGGAGUACAGACUCUCCGUCCUGCCCGACGGCGUCCCCUCUCUGUCCAUUGAGGUGAUGAGCACCAUGGGCUGGGAGCGCUACACUCACGAGCAGUUUGGCCUCAACCGAUUCGGUGCCUCUGGUGCCUACAAGGAUGUCUACAAGAAGUUCGAGUUCACCCCCGAGGGUAUCACCAAGCGUGCUCUCCUGACCAUCGACUUCUGGAAGGACGUCCCCAACGUUCGCUCUCCCAUCAACCGUGCUUUCCAGCAGCUCAUUUAA